GAGCAGCAGCGUUCCGGGAUCACCUCGAUGGUCUCCCCCUCUCCGCUAAACCACGAGCACGCGCCCGAGGCGCGCGUACGCGGCAGCAGAGCGGCGGCCGCGUUGUGAUCACAACAGGCGGACAGGAGAAGGUUGCCCAAGAGUGUGAGAGUGCGUGUCUGGAUGUGAGUCCGUGUGCCAGAGGAACCUCUCUGACCCGCGGCAGAACUCGGGGACAUGGCUGUGGUGAAGGCGGUGAAGGCGGCGCAGCUCGCGCUGGGACUCGUACUGCUUCUCCGGUGUUUUGGGAACGUGCUCCCGGCGCCCAGCGACCCUCCAGUCCACGGGGUCUCCUACGGCCUUGUCCAGGGGCUACCGGAGGAGGAGGUGGAGGUGAGGGUCGGUGCGUCGCGGUGGAGGCGCUCACUGGAGCAACAGCCCAGGACCCUGGACGGCAACCGGACCGGCCGGACCGAACCAGACCAGGACGAGAACCCGGAACGGGGCCAGGGGCCAGAGGAGGACGACUUCCCGGGGCCGCUGUCGUCCGAGCAGCCGGACAACAGCUCCCAGAUCGAGGAAGACACGGAUCAUAACUACUACACCUCGAAGACCUACGGCCCCGCAGACCCCCUGAGCAAAGGCUUCUGGGUAGACAUCGAUCAGAUGGACAAGGACAAGGUGAAGGUCCACGGAAUCCUCUCCAACACGCACAGACAAGCCGCGAGGGUGAACCUGUCCUUUGAUUUCCCCUUCUAUGGACAUAACCUGCGAGAAGUUACCGUGGCAACUGGUGGGUUCAUCUACACCGGUGAUGUGGUCCACCGGAUGCUCACGGCUACCCAGUAUAUCGCUCCUCUCAUGGCGAACUUUGACCCCAGUGUCUCGCGGAACUCCACCGUCAUCUAUACUGACAACGGCACGGCCCUGGUGGUGCAGUGGGACCACGUGCGGCUGCAGGACCUGGACCACCUGGGGAGCUUCACCUUCCAGGCCUCGCUGCACCGCGACGGCAGGAUCCUCUUCGCCUACCGAGAGGUCCCGAUGGACGUGUCUCAGAUCAGCUCGGUGAACCACCCGGUGAAGGUGGGUCUGUCUGACGCCUUCGUGGUCCUCGACCACGUCCAGCAGAUCCCCAAUGUUCGCAGGAGGACCAUCUAUGAGUAUCACCGUGUAGAGCUCGUGAAGACCAAGAUCUCCAACUCCACCGCUGUGGAGAUCACCCCCCUGCCCACCUGUCUUCAGUUCACCGACUGCUCCAGCUGCAUCUCCACCCAGAUCAGCUUCAACUGCACCUGGUGCCACCGGCUGCACCGGUGUUCCAGUGGUUUCGACCGCCAUCGGCAGGACUGGGUGGACAACAGCUGUCCUGACGAGACCAAGGAUAAAAGCUGUGACAUCAUCCUCACCACGCCGCAGCCCGUGGUCACCACGACGACCGUCGUCAGGACAACGUCCCGGAGCCAAGAGACCGACGCUGGACCGGGUGUCCGGUCCUCCACACACACACCCACCAGCGUCCCAACCGAAGAUGACACCAAGAUUGCGGUCCACCUCAAAGAACCAGGAGACGGGCGGUCAGAGAACACAUUACCCGCGGCCCGUGCUGACGGAGCGGCCCCCCGGGUCUCUCCUGGGACCCGCCCCCUCCACACCGGGCUGAUCCUGGCGGUCGUCGUGGUGAUGGUGGUCCUGGUGGCGGGGCUGGUGCUCAGCCUGUACGUCUACCACCACCCCACCUCCACCACCGGGCUGUUCUUCAUCGAGAGGCGUCCACGGCGCUGGCCAGCGAUGAAGUUCUACCGCCGGUCGGGCCGUCCAGCCUACGCCGAGGUGGAGCCCACCGGACUGGGGAAGGACGUCUUCAUGGACCCCGACCAGUUCUGAGACCCCCCCCCCCCGGGACCAGCAGAGACUGGGACCAGCAGAGACCGGAGAUCCGUCCGCUGCCCGCUCGGUCCAACCUCUCUGUUUCAAUAGCGACCGAAGAGGGAUUAUUAUGGACUGGUCUCUCAUCUGGACCCGCUAGGGACCCGGGUCCUGUUGCGACGACGACCGGCUCUGGGGACGAUGGCUGGUGACCUCAUCGGUACCCGCGGUAGACUUCUAUAUGAUCUAUAUUUUCAAAAACAAUGAGCGUUGGACUUCUGUUGCGACCGCAGCAAACGGCUUUCCUAUAAUCAUCUGAUUUGUUUCUCUCGAUUAGUUUCCUUUUUUUUUUUUUUUUACUUUGGACAGUUCUUGCACCAGGGGGGAGGGGGGGCGGCUGUUAUAUUUCAAUGAAUUGCGCUUUCCGGGAGCUUAUCUACGCUAGGUGUAGCUACAUUGCAGUGGUGUCAAGUUACUAUGCUGUAUUUCACGGCCACAACUAACUAAAAAGCCGUAGAACAUACCGUACGAACUAGCUAUUAUGAUAAUAAUGUAGCUAAAAGUAGUUAUUACAAUCAUACGUACCAGCUAAAGUUAGUUAUUACGAUCAAACCUAGAUAGAACUAGCUAUUACAAUCAUACAUUGCUAAAACUAGCUAUUACGAUCAUACGGACUAGCUUAGACUAUUGUGAUCAAACCUAGGUAAAACUAGCUAUUACAAUCGUACGUACCAUUACAACUAGCUAUUACGAUCAUGUAGCUUAAACUAGCUAUUAUGAUAAUACGUAGCUAAAACUAACAAUUUUGAUCCUAUGUACCAGCUAAAAAGACCUUGUGUAAAAACUAUAACUCGCCUAAACCACAGUUCGUACCAGCUAAAACUAGCUAUCAAGAUCACACAUAGCAGUUAGAACAAGCAAUUAUGAUUUGGUCAUCUCAAGAAUCUCUAAAAAUAUUAACCCGAUGGUGACCCAUCCUCUGGCCCCACUAACGAAACCCUUGCAAAUGCAGUGGCUGACAUCUUAACGUUAUGAAUGUUACAAAGUGGGUGUCAGUGGCGUCUCUCCGUCCUGCGUUCAAAUGAGAUGGCCUUCACAACAUCACGCUUGUGUUUACAUCUGGUGGGAGCAGAUUGAGUUACUGAGGAUAAAUGACUCGGUGAAGAGCAAGGUCUCCAAUUAUCCCUCCCUGCAGUCCUAUUUGAGUUGAUUUAUGAAAAAAUGUGUUUUCCUACCAUUUCGUCAUUGACUAGAUUUUGCACAAAGUGGUCCCUGCACAUAGUUUCUCAUUUGCCAUGCGGUACUUACGCAACGCGACCGGACGUUGUGGAUGUGCACACCCCCUGCUGGUUAUACCUGGGAUUCCUUGAUUUUGUUUUGUGUGUCGCACCCGUGUGUGUGUGUGCGUGUGAGCUGGCUCUGUGCGGUUGAUUCUUAUUGGUUGAUCUGAUAGGUGACCUAUCUUUCGCUUUGUAUCCUAUGAUGCCUUCCUGCCCUCAUUACGCUCAUGAUUAGCUUACUUAAAUAAUUAUGUGACAGGAUAGAGUUGGGUUGAAGGGAAACCGCCUAAACGUUUAGAAUCAGUUGACGGCUAACCUAGCAUACCACUGUGGUGUUACCUUUUACAGUUUUUUAUUUUGUGGCCUUUUGAUCUAAACUUUUUAUCUGAAUGUGAAUAUUUCUGGUCAUCGCUUGCAGUUGAGCCUGAUCAUCAAAAAUACAUUUAAAUGAUUUCAGUCGAAAAUGGUUUCACAGACCAUUAUUAUUAAUAUAACAGAAUGUAUCAGAUUGUCUCUUAUUGUAGAUUGAAAUUUAACAACUCCAAUGAAAAAGAAAAUCUGUGCAAUAUAACAUCAAUAUUACAUUCAUCCAUUGUUAAUUACAUCUAUCCAUAAUCCAUCCUGUUUUCAUGGUAACGAGACCAAAGACUCAACCAAAAGAUGUACCUCAACCGUUGAACCUUCCCUUCCCAUAUUUGUUCAGUGUAUUGCCAUACAUGGCCCAUCCAUGAUGGAUGACCCAUACAUGACCCAUACAGGUAGACCCAUACCUGCGUCUACGUCCCUCACUCUAGAGUUAAAGCGUUGGCGGUGAUUUCCAGGUUCCACAAUGCAGUCGUACGCGGGGAGAAGGGUUUGGGUUUAUUUGAUUGGUUUGUUUUCUAAGCGGGCCGCGGCGUGACUUUUACUUUGGAUCCCUGCGUUUUCUGGAAUUGCUUGGGGUGCGUUUGUUUUACUGCGACCGGGGGCGGAGGGUGAAGACAGCUCGCGACGCACGGCUCCAUGUGUUUCUUGAGGGUUGAAUUCUGCAGUUAUUCCUUGUUUUGCGUCUCUGGAGGCUUUCACUUGACGUCCGACCACAAGGCCGUGGAGCAACAUGGAGGAUACGGGGAGGAGGGGGAUAAACACUACAGACCGUUGAGUAACGACGAGGACUUCAGAGAGAAGAGUGGCGAGGAGAGGGGGAAGAGGAGCAGAGAGGGAGGGGCGAGGAGAUUGGAGAGGGGAAAGAGUAGAAAGGAGGGAGGAUGAGCAGUGUUUAUCUCAGUAGUCCUGUAUCGCAUCGUUCUGUCUCCUCUGUAACUUCUGGUGUUUUGAUUACAUUUUAAAUAAUAAAGAACAUUGUUUAAAAAAAGAA
Gadus morhua (Atlantic cod) is the source of this 4485-nucleotide messenger RNA. It is a transcript of the gene plxdc2b, whose product is annotated as plexin domain containing 2b. The transcript has 14 exons. The record is from RefSeq and is a predicted model, not a curated record. The coding region runs from base 217 to 1866 and encodes 549 amino acids. Lineage: Eukaryota; Metazoa; Chordata; Actinopteri; Gadiformes; Gadidae.